AUGCGUCCUGAACAUGGCGGCUUCAGUUAAAAAGAUGGUCGGCGUGUCAGACGAGUCCAGCAGCAGCAGCGACGACGAGGCGCUGAGAAGGUGUCAGGAGGCCGUGUGGGAGACACGAGCUGUGCCGGAGAAAGAGGACAACAAUGUGAAGCAGUCUAAACGUAUUGUCGUCGCUGAACAUGAACACGAUGGCAACGAGCUCCAGGUCAGCCAAGGGUUCCGAACGCACGUUGCAAAAAAGUUGGGACAUCUACUUGACAGGUACAUUUUCAAAAAAAUUUCACAUAAAUGUGAGUUCAGGUUGCAACAGCUUUCUCACCUCAUUUGUUCUAUGUAUGUAUUUUUAAGUCAUAUUUCAGAAACGCAAACCAAGUCUUCAUCUUGUGUGGAAUCAGCAAAAUGCGAUGAUGCCGAUGAUGAAGGAUUUCGUUUGUUUUCUACAUCCAUCCCAGGACAGACAGCGGAGGAGCCUCCAGCUCCGGUGAGGCGUCGGCCAGCUCCUAGCUCAAGUGACAGCGACAGUGAGAUGGAAGCAAGGCUGAGAGAGGCAGCUGUGUCGCUCAAAGAUCUCUUGCCCUCUUUGACACUGCCCUCGACACAAUCACCUCCCUCAGCGGAGCCUCCCUGCUCAGGAAUAAUAAAGAAAAAGAAGAAGGUUGCAGAGGGAGAAGAGGGCCAUGUUGUUAAGAAAAAGAAAAAGAAAAAGAGGAAACAGGAGGAAAGUGCACAGGUGGACACUGCAAGUUCUCCAGUAAAUGCUCAAAGCAACAAUGAGCAUGGGAACUCAGAACAGGAACACAAACAAGUCAAAGUUAGACGGAAGAGGAAAAAGAAGAGAGAAGGAAACGGAAUGGAAGAAACUUCGAACUGAAUUUCUAAUGCAUAACCUUUUACUGUUCUAGGAAGUUUGUCUGUCUGUGUUCCAUUCUGCCAUAUUCCAUCAGAAGCAUGCAAUAAUUGGAUGAUGAGAUAUAAUUCAAAAUAUUUUAAUAUUAUUGCCAUGGUUAUACUGGAAAUUACCACAAUUUGUCAUGAAAGAGACUCAUUGAAGUGUGAAAACACAUUUGAAGGCAUAGAUAAAAAAAUAAUAAUAAUAAUGUUGGUAAAGUGUGGAUUACAAAUUUUUUUUAACAAAAUUGUCCAUUUCUGAAUAAUACAAAAAAAUUGGAUAAAAAUACAUUUUGCUGUUGAUUUUUCAGUUGAUUGUCUCUUGUAUUAAAUCUUCUCUAAAGUG
This is a messenger RNA of Pleuronectes platessa (European plaice), 1234 nucleotides long. RefSeq names its product chromosome 4 C12orf43 homolog (gene c4h12orf43). The record is from RefSeq and is a predicted model, not a curated record. The transcript has 5 exons. Bases 14 to 871 code for a protein of 285 amino acids. Gene Ontology annotation, biological process: negative regulation of Wnt signaling pathway; Spemann organizer formation; Wnt signaling pathway. NCBI's taxonomy places the organism in Eukaryota, Metazoa, Chordata, Actinopteri, Pleuronectiformes, Pleuronectidae.